AUGUCUUUCGAUCCAAAGAAAGCCAGAGAAGCUCGAACUGAAAAGGCAGUUCUCGAGGCUAAGCUCGCCUCACGCAUCAACAAAAUCAAGUCUGCCGUCAACUACAUUGUCGUAAACACUAAUUCAGACCCGCAUUGUACCAAUUACGAUGACGCAUACCCCUCCAAAUUUGAGAUGCAGAGUUCUAAGUCGGACAUUGAAAGAGUUUUUGGUCUUUUCCGUUCCCUCGACAACCACCAAAAUAGAUAUUUCGGUACCAUUGGAAAAAAACCUGACUUGGGAAAAUCACCUCGCAUUAACAUUUUGAGAUGUAACCCUCUAAAUGAAGCUCCCUACCAAGGUAUCCGUUUUGUUCUGCAACGCCGAGUCGAUGAUGGAUUCACCUAUCUAGACGACUGUCCCGACGAGCAAUACAUCGAGUUUCGCUUCUAUGCUGACAAGUUCACUCUAUCUUACAAGGUAAUCGAUGGAACAGCCAAAGAUGAAGUCCAAUCACUUACCACUUCCACACUGCCCGAUGGACCGCUUCUCUCCGUCAAAUUCCUUCUCAAAUCUGGAGGUUUCUCUGUAACUGGCUUGAAUAAUGGUGCAUUCAUUGAUCAGAGUGAUGCUUCCAAGCUUUUACAUGAUCAGAUCCACCUGUGGAAGGAACAAGGCGAGUUUGAGUAUAUUACCACAUUCACCCCAUUUUGGCUCCAGUAUUUCGAUGUGACCGCUCAGAUGUUUGCGAAAUUUGGUCAACAUCCAGGCUUCAAGCAGUAUGCGCAGAAUGGUCUGCCAGAUGGUCAGCCCAAGGUACAAUGGAAUGUAGCCCAAAUUCUGAAGAAGCAGAACGAUCAAAGUGCAAUGUUUCCAUAUCCAGACUACUACCCACCGACCCCUAAUUUCGAUCACUGGAACAAUUUCUUGGUACGUAAUUUCUAUGCAGCCGCACAAGAACAUCUUUGGAUCAACCAGUUUUGUGAGGAGCUGCGUGACACUGGCAUUCCAUCGAGAUGGUUUCAGAACUCGAACUCGACAGACAACUUCGCGAUCUCUGUGGUCUUACCAAAACUCAAAACCCCACGUGGCAAUAUCUUAUCAGUCGAAUCUGAAGUGUUCGUACAUUUCCGCCCACGCUCCAUCGAUGAACGCAAGCCAAAGGGUGACACUCAAGGCUGGCAGGCAUUUGUCGAACCCACAAAUCUGAUUCGCCAUGAUGGUGGUAUCCUAUUGACUUGUACCCGCACCUUUCAUCAAAAUGAAGACGAUGAUAAGUAUAUCCCCGCAGAUGUGGCCCCAAACGGUACCUUGAAGCCUAAACAGCCUUUCGUUGAGAUAUACCUUCGAGUUGUUGAACCAGAAACUUCUGUCAAAGCCAGAGUUCGUGCUUUAAAUGAAUGGGACCCGAAAAACGAUGCAUCUGCCCCUUCUGAAGAAGACAACAACGCUGAUGAGCUAUCAUUUGGGCAGAUUGUAAUGAAUCAACUGGGCUAUGGUCACAAACCUUCGAACAGAAUCGGCAAUCGUAACGCUCUUCGUCAGGUUCUCUUGGGACAUGGUGUGCUCGAUUCUAACGACUUCUUCUUGCAAGAUAUGGUGUUUGACUUACCCAGCGAACAAUUCGAUCUCGUAUUCAAGGAUGCAACGGAGAGACAGACCAUUAAAUUGAAGAAGUUUUCCAGACACGUUCCUAUGGCGAUUUUACCAAUAAUUGGUCCAGCUGGAACAGGAAAAACCACCAUGACUAUCUCCUUUGUCCAUUGUGCCAUCCUUGCCAAUAAGAAGACUCUAAUCGUUAGUACUACCAAUGUUGCCACCACCAAUAUCUAUAAGCGUAUGGCGAGCAGAUUGGACAGCCCCGAAUACCUUCACGUUCGCCUUCAUACGCAAAACAUGGAGUUGACGAAGUUCCGCACUUACGACUGUACGAAGCCAAUGACACAUCCCGAUAACUUAGGCACCCCAACAAAGGUUUACAACUUCGAGGGAUCCCUGGCACAUAGAAUGCUUCAAGUCAUUGGUGUCCUCUCGUGUCAAGGCAACCGUGUAUUAGAGAGACUCAUGCCCAGACAUAUCCAACUCAAGGACGCUUUAAUCGUCCUCAAUGAGUAUCACAAUAGUGGGGAAGAGAGACACACGGCUGAGCUUUCAGAUGCACAGGAGAAGUUCAACGUCCUUGCCACAGCUUGCGCUGUUGAUAUCUUAACACACUGCAUCACGGUCUCUGCAACUACCAUCGCCGCACUAACUCCUUGGCUGGCGUGGUUCCGGGCAGUUUUCGAGCUUCUCAUCAUCGAUGAAGCUGGUUGUGUUCCUCUCCUUGAAGUCCUACUACAUAUUAACCCCUUCAUCCGUAUAAUCCUAGUUGGUGAUACAAAACAAUUCUCACCCUACGUCGGAACCCACGCUAUGACAUACACGGAGCCUCCUCAUAGACGUGUCAACACCUUCUCGGAUCAGAUCGGAUAUACACUAUUACACAAUCUUCAGGCCAAUGGCUGGCCAUGUUUGUUCCUCGACGAACAACUGCGCACAGAACCCGGUUUGAGCAAGAUAACAUCCAAAUUAGUAUACAAGGGUCUUGUUAGUGAUUAUCACGGAUUAAAAUUGACAGCCUUGGGUCGCAGCUUCGAGAGAUUUGUGGUUCAACACCUUCGCGGCGACAUGCAUCCUUACCAUCUCACCCUCAGCCCAUCGGGAGAAGUUCUUCCGGUCUUUGUCGACAUUCGAAACACAUUCAGUCACAAGCAAACCUUUGGUACCAGUCGUGGCAACACAUAUACCGCCAAUUAUGCUAUCAAGCUGUGUGUUGAUAUGGUGACAAACAUCCCCGGACUACUUGAUGAAGAUUGCCUGAUCAUCACUCCCUACAAGCACCAGGUGUCCCUUUUGCUCACGGCCAUAGAAUUUGCGGGCAGAAAAUUUCCUGUCUCCACCACUGACUCUUUCCAAGGUAUGGAGGCCAAGGUGGUUAUCUUCGAUACAGUCUGUUCUGCAUCUCAACGUAGACCAGCAAAUCCCACAGAUGUCAAGAACUCUCAUCUACACAUUUUUGAUUUCAUUGCUGAUGCGCGAAGAUUCAAUGUUGGCCUUAGUCGCAUGAAGUCUGGAUUGAUAAUUCUCGCGGAUUCUCUCAUUUUCAAAGACAUGAUCCACACCUCUAUCUGGAGAGACACAUAUUCUAUGCUUAGUCAAGAUGGUAGAGUUAUCGCUGUGGAUGGUGAGAAAAUUCACAAUUGGCCACAUCCUUAUGUUCAUACCAUUGGUAGGGAUGAAUACCACACCAUGCAAGCCCACCAAACAGAUCUCCAGAGAAGUCGCCGGGAGCAGGUGUAUAGACAAUAUGGCGAUGGAUUUUCCAAUGGGCGUCUGGUUAGAAGGUAG
Botrytis deweyae is the source of this 3366-nucleotide messenger RNA. RefSeq lists its product as uncharacterized. Bases 1 to 3366 code for a protein of 1121 amino acids. NCBI's taxonomy places the organism in Eukaryota, Fungi, Ascomycota, Leotiomycetes, Helotiales, Sclerotiniaceae. The record is from RefSeq and is a predicted model, not a curated record. Gene Ontology annotation, molecular function: 5'-3' DNA helicase activity. The transcript has a single exon.